AUGAGCACUUUCUUUCUCAUACUCAUUUCUCUCUUUUUCCUUAUCAUCACAUUGAAGUUCUUCUUCCGCACAACAACACCAAGGUUCAACAACCUUCCACCAGGCCCUCCUUUUCUUCCUAUAAUUGGAAACCUUCAUCAACUCAAACAACCACUCCACCGCACUUUCCAAACCUUAUCACAAAAACAUGGCCAAAUCUUUUCUCUCUGGUUCGGUUCUCGUCUCGUCGUUGUUGUUUCUUCGUUAACAGCAGCACAAGAAUGUUUUACCAAACACGACAUCGUUUUAGCGAACCGUCCUCAUUUCUUAACCGGAAAAUAUAUUGCCUACAACAACACUACAGUAGCACAAGCACCUUACGGUGACCAUUGGCGCAAUCUCCGCCGGAUAAUAUCAACUGAGGUACUCUCAUCUCACCGUUUAAAUACCUUCUUGGAAAUACGAAGAGACGAGAUUAUGAGACUGAUUCAAAAGCUAGCACAAGUUUGUCACAAUGGUUUCUCAGAAGUGGAACUUAAGCCAUUGUUUUCAGAAAUGACAUUCAACACCAUCAUGAUAAUGGUGUGUGGGAAAAGAUACUAUGGUGAUGAUCUUGACGUGAGUGAUGUUGAGGAAGCAAGGUUGUUUAGAGAGAUAAUCAAAGAGAUCGUGGUUUUAAGAGGAGCAAACAACGUUGGUGAUUUUCUAGGGUUUGUAAGGUGGUUUGAUUUUGAUGGUUUAGAGAAGAGGCUUAAGAGGAUAAGUAAGAAAGCAGAUUCAUUUUUACAAGGACUCAUUGAUGAACGUAGAUUUGGAAAGAGAAACACUGAUACUAUGAUUGAUCAUCUCUUGAAACAGCAACAAUCACAACCUGAAUACUACACUGAUCAAAUCAUCAAAGGAUUUAUUGUGGUUAUGUUACUUGCAGGAACCGACACAUCAUCUUUAACCUUAGAAUGGACUAUGGCAAAUUUAUUAAAUAAUCCAAAUAUAUUAAAGAAGGCAAAAGAUGAAUUAGAAACUCACAUGGGACAAGAUUACUUGAUAGAUGAACAUAAUAUUUCCAAACUUCCUUAUCUUCAAAGUAUUGUUCAUGAGACUCUUCGAUUACAUCCAGCUGCUCCAUUAUUAUUGCCUCAUUUGUCUUCGGAAGAGUUUACAUUAAAAGAAUAUAUUAUCCCACAAAAUACAAUUGUAAUGGUAAAUGCUUGGGUCAUUCACAGAGAUCCAAAUUUGUGGACUGAUCCUACAUGUUUUAAGCCCGAGAGAUUUGAGAAAAAAGGUGAGACAAAUAAAUUACUUUCAUUUGGAAUGGGAAGAAGGGCUUGUCCGGGAACAAAUUUGGCUCAACGUACAAUGAUCAUAACUUUAGGGUUAUUGAUUCAGUGUUUUGAGUGGGAACGUAUAAGUAAAGAAAAAAUUGAUAUGGCCGAAGGAAAAGGAAUCACGGUGGGGAAAAAAAAUUCUUUAAAAGUAAUGUGCAAAUUGCGCCAUCCACUAAAGAUUAAAGAUACUUCUUAA
This is a messenger RNA of Vicia faba (fava bean), 1500 nucleotides long. The record is from the annotation of a GenBank genome assembly. NCBI's taxonomy places the organism in Eukaryota, Viridiplantae, Streptophyta, Magnoliopsida, Fabales, Fabaceae.